AGAGAUAAACUCAGUAAGAGUUGGAUGACUACCAAAAUAGUGAUCCCAAAGCCGUCCCACAAAUUGAUGUGUUUUUGGUUGAGUAUUACGGAGUGUUUGGGCAGAAUCGCACCGACUGUCAGAAAAUAUAUUUUCUUAUUAUAGCAUUUUUAGCUCUCAGUCCUCAAUAAAAUUUUGAUUUUAUAUCCAGACGUUUAGUAAUUUUAGUUAUCAAAAGUAAUUCAUAUCUCUUGUGAACCCAUUUUUUUGUACACUAAAUAUUAUAAAAAUAUUAAUAUUAACUCUUUUACUGUAAUACAACUAUUAUAACAAAAAUAUUCUUGUAGUUGAAAAUGGGUGACAUUGAACAAGAGAUCAAUUUGGAUGAAAUUACUGAUGAAAGCGUUUUGCAAAAUCUGCUCGACCAAACUGAGGAUAUCGACGACCGAAAGGCCAUUAGAGCCCGAAUUCAAGAGUUAAGGUCUGUUGAAAAAGCGCGAAGGGAAGAGAAAUUGAAUAAAUUGACGAAUAGUAGAGAAGAAAGACUUCAACAGAAACAGAAAGAGGCAAACGAUCAGAAAAUGAGAACAAUGGCUAUGUAUGACUCUAUGGCUAAGUCUUCACCCGCCGGUGGCAACAAAGUCAUGGAUAUUGGCAUUUAUAAGAACUUAGAUGCAACCCCUCCCGGAACACCUACCGGUUCACUAUCUGGAAUAAAAUCAAGUGAUUUAGUUGAGGAUGCAUUGCGUUCGAGACAAAGAGCGGCCGAAGAUAGAAAGAAGCGAAUGUUGGCCGCAUUCGAUGCGGCCGCGAGAUCGGGACCUGCGGGCAGUUUACGGGAAGUCAAUUUCGAUGCAUUUAAAAAAGCUGAUGUCUCUGAAUAUGAUCCCGAGUUUAAACCCGAUGGCGGCGCUACUUUUGGUAGCUCUGGUGGUGUGGCAAAGGUUUCAAAGGUCUCAUUAUCACAACCGGGAACUCCUUCAACUCCUGGAUUUCCCGGAGGAUUACAUUUUCCCAAAGUUGAUGCCGAACCGGAUGCCAUGGAACGGAUGAUUCGUGCCCGACAAGAGGAGGCCGAGGCCCGCAAGAAAAAAACUUUGGCCGCCUAUGACAUCGUUGCCAAACAGGGCGCAGGUCCAAAACUUGUUUGCUUAGAGGAGUUCAAAGAUAUUGACAUCAAGAAUCACAAUAUAGGGACAAACUAUUCAUCGUCUGCUGGAUUUACCGGAGGAAUCGCCAGAUCCUAAUCAGUCAAAAGUGUUGACCACAACAUCGAUAACAAAUUCAUGUUUCUAUUUAAAACAAAAACUACUGAUUACCGAAAAAAUGUCAAUUAUAUUAUAUUAUGACUGAUAUUUAUGAAUUAUUAUGCAAUAUAUUAAUAAUAACUUUAUUAUUAUG
Molecule: messenger RNA, 1380 nt
Organism: Oppia nitens
Lineage: Eukaryota; Metazoa; Arthropoda; Arachnida; Sarcoptiformes; Oppiidae
Exons: 8
Coding region: 333-1226 (297 amino acids)
Source: RefSeq, a predicted model, not a curated record